Molecule: messenger RNA, 897 nt
Organism: Dryobates pubescens (Downy woodpecker)
Lineage: Eukaryota; Metazoa; Chordata; Aves; Piciformes; Picidae
Gene: TSPAN1
Product: tetraspanin 1
Exons: 8
Coding region: 134-847 (237 amino acids)
Cellular component (GO): membrane
Source: RefSeq, a predicted model, not a curated record
GGGUCCGACGGCAGGGGCGGCUCCGGGACCUUGCCUGCUUAAAAGGCGGCGGCUGCUGCAGGGCGGGUGUGAAAGUGUGGCUGGGACGGGCUGAGUCGGAGCUUCGGGACCUGCUCUCCGCUCAGGUGCAAAGAUGGGGUGCUUCACCUUUAUCAAGGUCAUGAUGAUCCUCUUCAACCUGGUCAUAUUCCUCGGUGGCGGGACCCUCCUUGGAGUUGGCAUCUGGGUCACAACGGAUAGAGAUUCUUUCCUGGAUGUAUUUGGGGUACUCUCCUCUACUGUCAUGCAGGUUGUGAAUGUAGGCUACUUCCUCAUUGUCAUCGGUGCCAUUCUGCUUGUGAUUGGCUUCCUUGGGUGCUACGGUGCCCAGAAGGAGAGCAAGUGUCUCCUGAUGAUGUUCUUCUCAGUGCUGCUGAUCAUCUUCGUAGCUGAAGUUGCUGCUGCCGUGGUGGCUCUGGUCUACACAGGUCUUGCAGAGACGCUGCUAUCAGCUGUGUUGACCCCUGUCCUCAAGGAGAAGUAUGGGGUGGAUGGCCCUUUCUCACAGAUAUGGAAUGUCACCAUGGAGAAGGUCAGUUGCUGUGGCCUGAAUAACUACACAGACUUCAACAACAGCUACUGGCAUGGUCAAACUGGAACCUACCCAGCGCCCUGCUGUAAGAACGUGGAGCCCUGCAACGCCACGCUGGCUGCACACAGCAAUGUCACGGGCUGUUUUGAUCAGAUUGUGGAAGAAAUCAGGACUAAUGCAGGUGUAGUGGGUGGUGUGGCAGCUGGCAUCGCUGCCUUGGAGAUUGCAUCGAUGGCGGUUUCCAUGUACCUGUACUGCCGGCUGGAUCGGAAAUGACCCCCCGAGGCGGGAGGAUGAUCUGCCCCCCUGCCAUGCUGAGGUGCACC